Molecule: messenger RNA, 1511 nt
Organism: Acomys russatus (golden spiny mouse)
Lineage: Eukaryota; Metazoa; Chordata; Mammalia; Rodentia; Muridae
Gene: Dpagt1
Product: dolichyl-phosphate N-acetylglucosaminephosphotransferase 1
Exons: 9
Coding region: 156-1382 (408 amino acids)
Biological process (GO): protein N-linked glycosylation; dolichol-linked oligosaccharide biosynthetic process
Cellular component (GO): membrane
Molecular function (GO): UDP-N-acetylglucosamine-dolichyl-phosphate N-acetylglucosaminephosphotransferase activity
Source: RefSeq, a predicted model, not a curated record
AGGGAGGGUCAGGUCAUAGUUGGGUUUUGUUCCUGCUGGAGCGGGAGUACUCUGCGUGUAGGGAGCGGCACUGCCGGCUGCCGAGGCCUCGGGAGUGUCCCCGGCUUGCCAGUUAGCAGAGUAGGCGGCGGAGCGGCGGCCCCUGGCAGGUCACCAUGUGGGCCUUCCCGGAGUUGCCGCUGCCGCUGCUGGUGAAUUUGAUCGGCUCAUUGCUGGGAUUUGUGGCCACUGUCACCCUCAUCCCUGCCUUCCGUAGCCACUUUAUCGCCGCGCGCCUCUGUGGCCAGGACCUCAACAAGCUCAGCCGGCAGCAGAUACCAGAGUCCCAGGGAGUGAUCAGCGGUGCAGUUUUCCUCAUCAUCCUCUUCUGCUUCAUCCCCUUCCCCUUCCUGAGCUGCUUUGUGGAGGAGCAGUGUAAGGCAUUCCCCCACCAUGAAUUUGUGGCCCUAAUAGGUGCCCUCCUCGCCAUCUGCUGCAUGAUCUUCCUGGGCUUCGCUGAUGACGUACUCAAUCUGCGCUGGCGCCAUAAACUGCUGCUGCCCACAGCUGCCUCACUACCUCUCCUCAUGGUCUAUUUCACUAACUUUGGCAAUACAACCAUUGUGGUGCCCAAGCCCUUCCGAUGGAUUCUCGGCCUGCAUUUGGACUUGGGGAUCCUGUACUAUGUCUACAUGGGACUGCUUGCAGUGUUCUGUACCAAUGCCAUCAACAUCCUCGCAGGGAUUAAUGGCCUAGAGGCCGGUCAGUCACUAGUCAUCUCUGCUUCUAUCAUUGUCUUCAACCUGGUGGAGCUGGAAGGUGACUACCGGGAUGAUCAUGUCUUUUCCCUCUACUUCAUGAUACCAUUUUUUUUCACCACCUUGGGAUUGCUGUACCAUAACUGGUACCCGUCACAGGUGUUUGUGGGAGAUACCUUCUGUUAUUUUGCUGGCAUGACCUUUGCUGUGGUGGGAAUCUUGGGACACUUCAGCAAGACCAUGCUGCUCUUCUUUAUGCCACAAGUGGUCAACUUCCUGUACUCACUGCCUCAGCUCUUUCAUAUCAUCCCUUGUCCUCGACACCGCAUGCCCAGACUCAACACUAAGACAGGCAAACUGGAGAUGAGCUAUUCCAAGUUCAAGACCAAGAACCUCUCUUGCUUGGGCACCUUUAUUUUAAAGGUAGCCGAGAGCCUCCGCCUAGUGACAGUUCACCGAGGUGAAAGUGAGGACGGGGCCUUCACUGAAUGCAACAACAUGACCCUCAUCAACUUGUUGCUUAAAGUCUUUGGGCCCACGCAUGAGAGAAACCUCACACUGCUCUUGCUGCUAUUACAGGUCUUGAGCAGUGCUGUCACCUUCUCCAUUCGGUACCAGCUUGUCCGACUUUUCUAUGAUGUCUGAGUUCCCUGACGAUCGCCCUUAACCACACAGUCUCCACAGGACCUCACCCGGGGCCAACCUCUCACUGAUCCAAGACUGCCUUCUGGUCCAGGUCUCUCGACUGUUCGUUUUUUUCAGAUUUUGUUUUUC